This is a messenger RNA of Callorhinchus milii (elephant shark), 2378 nucleotides long. RefSeq names its product solute carrier organic anion transporter family member 3A1. Gene Ontology annotation, biological process: transmembrane transport; prostaglandin transport; sodium-independent organic anion transport. The coding region runs from base 58 to 2148 and encodes 696 amino acids. The record is from RefSeq and is a predicted model, not a curated record. Gene Ontology annotation, molecular function: protein binding. Gene Ontology annotation, cellular component: membrane. Lineage: Eukaryota; Metazoa; Chordata; Chondrichthyes; Chimaeriformes; Callorhinchidae. The transcript has 10 exons.
CUCCCUCCCUCCCUCCUUCCCCUCUCUCUGCCUCUCUGACCGGACUAAAGCAAUAGGAUGAAGAGUGGAGAGUCGCGGGGGGCGAGCGGUGGGAGCAAUGUGCAGAAACCCGAAAAACAAUCCUGUUUUUCCAACAUCAAGAUUUUCAUGUUGUCUGAAUGUGCUCUGAUGCUGGCGCAGGGCACAGUAGGAGCUUACCUGGUCAGUGUGUUGACAACCCUGGAGAGAAGAUUUAACCUGCAGAGUGCCGAUGUGGGUGUCAUAGCCAGCAGCUUCGAGAUUGGAAACUUGGCUUUGAUUUUGUUUGUCAGUUACUUUGGUGCCAAAGGGCACCGGCCACGCCUGAUAGGAUGCGGAGGCAUUGUCAUGGCUCUGGGGGCCUUGCUGUCGGCUCUGCCUGAGUUCCUCACCCACCAGUAUGAGUAUGAGCCUGGUGACUCCCCCUGGGGACUGGAUGGCCAAGGGCUGUGUGCCACCAACAUCUCUGGAGUCAGUGAGGAUGAAGAUGGGGAGAUCAUCUGCAGGAGAACUUCCACCAACAUGAUGUACCUGCUGCUGAUUGGAGCCCAGGUGCUACUGGGCAUCGGAGCCACCCCUGUCCAGCCUCUCGGGGUGGCCUACAUAGAUGAUCAUGUGCGCAGGAAAGACUCCUCACUGUACAUAGGAAUUCUCUUCACCACGCUGGUGUUUGGGCCCACAUGUGGCUUCAUUCUGGGCUCUCUCUGCACCAAGAUCUAUGUGGACGCUGUUUUCAUUGAUACAAGUAAGCUGGACAUCACGCCAGAGGACCCUCGGUGGAUCGGGGCCUGGUGGGGGGGCUUCCUACUCUGUGGUGCCUUACUCUUCUUCUCAGCUCUCUUCAUGUUCGGAUUCCCUCAGUCCCUGGCCAUUAAGAACGAGCUUGUGCCGGAGAGUGAGCAGAUCAUGUUACCGCGGGAGUUCGAGGGGCAGAAGCCGAGUAACGGAGUGGCCCAGCUGGAGGAUGGCACCUCCACAUCCUGCUUCCAGCAGCUCCGAGUGAUUCCGAAGGUCACCAAGCACCUGCUGGCAAACCCGGUGUUUACCUGCAUCGUGCUGGCUGCCUGUAUGGAGAUCGCGGUGGUGGCUGGCUUUGCCGCAUUCCUCGGCAAAUAUCUUGAGCAGCAAUUCAACUUGUCGGCCUCUUCGGCCAAUCAGCUUCUAGGGAUGACAGCCAUUCCCUGUGCAUGUCUGGGGAUAUUCCUCGGAGGCCUUCUGGUGAAAAAGCUCAACCUGUCCGCUCUGGGGGCCGUUAGGAUGGCUAUGCUCGUCAACCUCAUCUCCACCGCAUGCUACAUCUCCUUCCUCUUCCUGGGGUGUGAUAACGGGCCCAUUGCAGGCGUCACCGUUCCUUAUGGAAAUGACACAGGGUCGGGGGAGGAUUUGGAUCCCUUCGCUCCCUGUAACAGCGAAUGUGACUGCACCAUGGCCAUUUACAGCCCAGUGUGUGGGUCUGACGGCAUCACCUACUUAUCUGCAUGUUUUGCUGGCUGCUCUAGCACGAACCUGAGCGAUUGUAUUUGCCUGAACAUCGGCUCAGAUGAGAACGCUACAGCCAUCCCUGGCAAGUGUCCGAACCCGGGCUGUCAGGAGGCUUUCCUGACCUUCAUGUGUGUGAUGUGCGCUUGCAGUCUGAUUGGGGCCAUGGCUCAGACCCCAGCCAUCAUGAUCCUCAUCAGGGCUGUCAACCCUGAGCUCAAAUCCUACGCACUGGGAGUUCUCUUCUUGCUGCUGCGUCUUCUGGGGUUCAUUCCUCCACCUCUGAUCUUCGGUGCCGGGAUCGACUCCACCUGCCUGUUCUGGACCACCAUCUGUGGGGAGCAAGGAGCUUGCAUGAUCUACGACAAUGUGGUUUACCGCUACCUGUACGUCAGCAUUGCCAUUGCUCUCAAGACGUUUGCCUUUGUCCUUUACACCACUACCUGGCAAUGCUUGAGAAGGAACAGGGGCAAGUACAUUGUCAAUGAAGAGAGGAACCUGCAGCCAAUGACUGCCAGUGAAUUAUUUGCAUCAACCCUAACCCUCGACACUGUCGGGAGAGACUCCAGCCAGCCCCAAACGCACAAGACCAAAUUUAUCUACAAUCUAGAAGAUCAUGAAUGGUGCGAAAAUAUGGAAUCUGUACUAUAAGACCUUUUACUUUGAUUCUUUUGUACUUUGAUUUCUGAGGGUUAAAAAUUAAGUGAGGACCCCACAAUGGUGCAUUCUUAACCAAAAAAAAACUAUUUCAUGUCAGUUUUUUUUGAAGACCAAGGUAAGGUAUAAGGAUUGCAGAAUGACUGCUUGAAACCGUUUGUGAAAGCAAAUGUCGUCGCAAAAGCAAAGAACUUGAGUAAAGAAAUGGUGCCUGUCUGUGUGAA